CUGAUUUGCUUUGCUUUGCUUCCCAGAUUUUCCUUUCAAAGGUUGCUUCGGCUUUGCACCGAUAUGCACCAUUAGUUACUCACUGCCCUGCUUUGUUGGACCCGUUACUAAUAUCCACCAGCCCAUCCAUAUGCGCCUUGCAAAACAAGGCUGUCCAACUGACGUCGGCCUCUACACAGUCCCCGAGAAAUGGCAACACACCUCCCCAUUCUCGUGCCGGCCUGGCUACAGUAGCGGCUCGUUGUGGGUGGUCCAUCUACAAGUACAUCCAUACCUACUUCGUAAAGUUCCCGUCUCUCACACAUGCAAAACAGCCCCGGGAGGUGGCAGUGCCCAGAGAAGAGAGAUUACUACACACAUCAGACAAGGCUAGUACUCGUACAGACUUGCUACCAACGGCAAAAGCAGAUUACAGUACAACCCAUUGCAAGGAUGCCAGGAUCAAAAAAGACAAAAAGGUAAAUACAAACACGACCAUUUCUCCGAUGAUGGUCUUAUUUCUGGGGAAUUCGGAUUCCCGUCCUUUCCCACACACACAAGGUCCUUGCAUCUCCGUUCCCGUUGAUAAGCAGCACAUCAGCCCAGCCAAACGGCACAUGCUAUAUUGGGGCAAUGCCAAGCAACCGGCCGCCCCCCAGACACACCCAAAAAAAGCAUCGCUCUCCGGCAAAGCUACAGUAGUAUUGACCCUUAUUUUUUUCAAGAUACUACUCUGUACAAACUACCUGAUCCUGUAUAGUAAUUUUAAUAUCGAGAACCUGCUGAGUCGAGAUGAUGCCGAUGCCGAUGCCGAUGACGAUGACGAACCAUGGCGGGCCACCUUCUUCUUCAGCCCAACUUACACUCAAAAGGACAACAUUGAAGAGAGAGUGUACGCAACACAACAGCCAUGCCCUUUUGUCGCCAUCAUACUUACACUACUCCGUUAACUAAUACACUGCAUUGCACUACUUCCAAAUGUGACGCCUUCUCAACAACAUCCCGUAGCACACACCAAAUUCCCAUCAUCGCCAAACGGCCAUAAGCAACGUCAAUCGCGUGCUCUGCAUAUGCAUUUCGGGUAAGCUCCGACUUUAGCUCAAACCACCCCCAAACUCCGGAAUGCCGCGUGUUUUUGUGAAGCGCGAAAGAGCGAGGCCGCGGGGGAUGGGAUGGGGGAU
Messenger RNA from Trichoderma harzianum CBS 226.95, 1160 nucleotides. Lineage: Eukaryota; Fungi; Ascomycota; Sordariomycetes; Hypocreales; Hypocreaceae. The record is from the annotation of a RefSeq genome assembly.